Messenger RNA from Scomber scombrus (Atlantic mackerel), 859 nucleotides. Its product is annotated as zinc finger and SCAN domain-containing protein 29-like. The transcript is spliced from 3 exons. Bases 66 to 659 code for a protein of 197 amino acids. NCBI's taxonomy places the organism in Eukaryota, Metazoa, Chordata, Actinopteri, Scombriformes, Scombridae. The record is from RefSeq and is a predicted model, not a curated record.
AUGUUUACCGGAAACAUUUAGUUACAGCGACUUUUCUUCACGCGUGUUAGAAGCUAGAAGGUAACAUGGAGUCUAAAAGUAUACCGUGGUCAUUUGAUGAGGUGCAGACGUUUCUGUGUGUCGUGGCAGAAGAGAGGAUCCAGCGAGAGCUCAAUGGAGCGACCCGGAAUGCGAGGGUUUAUCAGGAGGUCGCCCAGUUGUUAGCCGCUCACGGAUACCACCGGUCAAUGAAACAGUGCCGGGAGAAACUUAAAAAAUUCAAGAGCGACUAUCGGGCAAUAAAGGACCACAACGGCCGGGGUGGGUCGGACCGCAAGACGUGGAAGUGGUUCGAUCAAAUGGACGCUAUUUAUGGUCACCGACCGGCGAGCAACGGGAGGGAGGGUGCCACGACUGUGCUGGGAGCCAUGAUGAAAGAUGGCAAAAGAAAAAGGAGCCUGUUCACACAGGAUAUGGCUGUAAGGAAAGAUUUGGAACAGCAGGAGCUGAACCGGGCCCAGCGUGAACGCCAUAUUCAGUUGCUCUUGGAGGAAGCUCGAAAAGGAAGGGAGCAGGAAGCUGAGUUGAGGCGUCAGGAGAGCGCACAGACUGCUUCAUUUAAUGAAGCAUUCCUUGGAAUGCUGGGCCAGCUUGUCCAGGCCGUGAACAAUCGCACAUGAACAAUUUCCCCUACCCCAGGGCUGGACAAACGGAUUAUGUGUACCGCUUGGUUUUUGUAAAUGUUAACAUGUUUACAUAGCAGUCCAUCAAGUCAUUUUUUGUAUCUUUCUUUUCUAGUUUCAGUGCUGUCAUCCUGACUUAUCUGCUGUGUACAAAGUCAAUAAAGGAGCAAGCACGCUCACUUCCUGGCUCUUGAAAA